Molecule: messenger RNA, 1477 nt
Organism: Synchiropus splendidus (mandarinfish)
Lineage: Eukaryota; Metazoa; Chordata; Actinopteri; Syngnathiformes; Callionymidae
Gene: pnp5a
Product: purine nucleoside phosphorylase 5a
Exons: 6
Coding region: 180-1052 (290 amino acids)
Biological process (GO): nucleoside metabolic process
Cellular component (GO): cytoplasm
Molecular function (GO): purine-nucleoside phosphorylase activity
Source: RefSeq, a predicted model, not a curated record
CUCCUUCAGUCAUCAGACUGAGGAUCAGAGCGACCAGGGACUUUUGUUUUUUAUUUAAAAAAAAAAACAUAUUUUACUACAGAGACCUUCGACUCUAUUUAUUAUUUAUUUAUUUUUCAAAGAACCUUUAGCGUUGGUGAGUAGAUUCUUCUGCCAUCUGCCGUCUUCUGUCUUCUGCGAUGUAUCCGGACGCAAAACUGAGCUACAGCUAUGAGGACUGCAAGGCCACUGCUGACUGGCUGCUGGCCCAGACAGAUGUCAGACCCUUAGUUGGGAUUGUGUGCGGCUCGGGACUCGGAGGACUGGCGGACAUGCUGAAGGACCAGGUGGCCUUCAAUUACAAGGACAUUCCGAGCUUUCCUCAAAGUACCGUGCACGGACACGCAGGGCGACUGGUGUUCGGCACUUUGAAGGGACGAGCGUGUGUGUGCAUGCAGGGACGCUUCCAUCUGUACGAAGGCUACCCCAUCCAGAAGAUAACACUGCCCAUGCGCAUCUUCAAGCUGCUCGGGGUGCAGACGGUGAUACUGACCAACGCCGCGGGUGGCCUCAAUCAGGACUUCAAAGUGGGGGACAUCAUGAUCAUUAAAGACCACCUCAACAUGCCGGGCUUUGCCGGAAAUAACCCGCUGUCAGGACCCAACGAUGACAGGUUCGGUGUGCGGUUCCCCUGCAUGUCCGACGCCUACGACAGAGAGCUUCAGCACCUAGCCAUGGAAGUGGGACAGGAGCUGGGUUAUGCUGACUUCCUGAAGGAGGGCGUCUACUGCGUGCUGGGAGGACCCUCGUUCGAGACCGUGGCCGAGUGUCGAAUGCUGCACAAACUUGGAGCUGAUGCUGUUGGCAUGAGCACAGUUCACGAAGUGAUCGUGGCACGUCACUGUGGAAUGCGCGUGUUUGCGCUCUCAUUGAUCACAAAUCAAGCCGUGAUGGACUAUGAGAGUGAGGAGAAGGCCAACCAUGAAGAGGUCCUGCAGACGGGGAAGAGCAGGGCAGAGCAGCUGGAACGACUGGUCUCCACCAUGGUCACCAAGAUCAGCCACAACCACUGAGUUGCUAACUGGCUUUGAGUACUACUUCAGCCUUGAGGCCGGCAGCUGAGCUGCUCGGGGUCAAAUGAGGUGCUAAUCUGAAGAACCUUAAAUCAAUAGAGAUCACAUGACAUGUCAAAAUUGCAGAGCUCGCGCAACCUUUGCUUUUUCACCUGGCUGUUUCUACCCGUUUCACAUUCCUCUUUGAGACGACACCGCCGCUUUUACACAACGUUAACAUAUAUUGUAACUUAAUAUUUGAUCUGCUACUGUAAAUGUCUGCAGCUUUAACUUAACAAUGGACAAGAAAUCUUCUGUAAAUGUCGUAAUGUUGCGUUGCUGAAAUUUGUUUUACCUAGAGAGAUAUUCCUAGGAGAUAUUGCAUUGUUGUUGUUUUUUUAUUUUGAUAUGAACAUUAUUAUUAAAGGUACUAUUUAUUACACUCA